AUGUCGACGCGGGAUAAGACGCUCAUACAGACGGUGGAUGAGUUAGCUCAAUUGCGAGCUAGCGUUUCGCAAUUUCAAGCGACUUUCAAGUCGAUUAUUCAACAUGCUCCUCGGUUUGACGAGUAUAAGAAGUUGUUAGAUGUCGCUGGUGGUGAUGGUGGCUCCACCACCACCACUGAGGCCAAUAAUGCCAAUGCUAAUGCGGGCACUGGCACUAAGGCUGAUGCCGUGGGCAAGACUGGCGAAAUGAAGGUUGUCGUGGACAAGUUGCGCGACUUGGUGUAUACUCCCCAGAUUAAGGUUGCGAUCCGUCUCAAGGUCUUGUACGAGGCGAAUCGAUUAGUGGUGUUGAAGCGAUUGGCUAAUAUCAAAUUCAAAACUGGCAAUGGCAGUAGUAGUAGUAGUGGCGGUGGCGGUGGUGGUGGCAGUGGUAGUGAUCUGGAUAAUGCGUUGGAACAGUUUUUGCAAGUUGUUCCUAGCGACACGGAUAAUGCCGAAACUAGCAAUGGAGGAGAAACUGCAGAGGCGCACGAGGAGGAGAGCAAGGCGGCGGCGGCGGCGGCGGCGGCGUUGCACCUGUAUCCGCCUACAUUACCACCAAUUCGCGAUCAGCUGUUGUUGAUUAGGAUCACCACCGACAAGUCCUAUAGACAAAUUUCCGACUUCGUAGAGCUGACCUCGUCAAAAUUCAACAAUAGCCAUAAUGGCAAGUUGGCCAUGCAAGGAAGAACUCUUAUGGAGUGGAUAUUGUUUGGGAUCUUGUCGAAACAAUUUCCCAGUAUGUAUGAAGAAGACUUGAUUGUCAUUCGCAGCCGGUUGAUGUCGCGCGCAGUGUUGGCCCGGUUCGCAUUUGGAUAUAACUUGGUCGACUCGAUGAAGUAUCAAUUGUCGGUGGAUGCAGAUAUUGAAGACAAGAUGGAGUUGGUGGGUAAAAUCUUUUUAAGCUAUAUUGCCGGCUUGGAAAUUGAAGGCUACAAGUUAGAUUCACUCAGGGCAUGGUUGCAGCAUCUUUACCAACCCAUGAUUUCCGAUGUAAUGAAGACUGAUGACCCCGCGAGGAAAAUGGGCAUGAUUGAGUUGGAAUCGUUGUUUAAGCUGGCCACCAAUUUGAACCAACUACCUCGCAAAGAUGUCAAUUUCAAAGUGAUUCAUACUAAGUCUGAUCCUUUUGUCGCUGAGAUUAUGUUGAAUGACCAAUUGUUGGCGAUCGGUUCCUCGGUGGCUACUUUUGAAGAAGCACAGGAUCGAGCCGCGAUGGAGAUUAUUAAUGACCCGCAAAAGAUUAAGAUGGUGUUUAAGAUGAUGACGGAAAGUUAUGUGGGUAGUAUCAAUAAGCGACAUUUUGAAGUUGCGUUUCCAACGAAUCCCACACAACCUCAUUCUGGCUCUGCACAUCUGCAUGGUGAAGAAACAGCUGUAGCAUCUCAAAAGGAAUUUGCAAAUUCCGCAGCAGGGCAGCCACCACCACCACCACCACCACCACCACCACCACAGCAACCACAGCAACCACAGCAGCAACUGCACGAACCACUGCAUGAACCUCUGCGUGAGCCACCACAUGAGCCUCUGUUCCAUUAUCAGUCUCAGUCUCAGUUUCAACCUCAGCCGGGGUUCAAUUUCUCCAAUGGUGGUGUUCCAUAUGUGCCAUUUCCAUACCAACAACAACAACUACCACAACAAUCACAACAGCAGCCACCACAACCUCAACAAUCACAAUCACCUCAAAAUACCCAAGCCGCAAAUGUCAUGCCACAAACAAAUGGAAUACCCCAGUAUACCUCGUAUCAACCACGCUACCCCGAUAUGAACCGAGCACAAGCACCAGACCAAUUUUCAAAAUACGCACCUCAACCACCAUUUGGUUUGCAGCAAGCAAUAAACCCAGCAGAGGCACUAGUGCCCACGAUACCACUAGCUCACAAGGACAUCAACAUGUCAGCGAAAAACACAUUGUAUGCUAUAUUAGGACCACGUAUGCUCCAGGCUGAAUAUAGUCUCAAGCAAAUUGGAAUGGAGUUCCACACUACUUGCAGCGUCAAUGGCGUUGAUCUCGGCUAUGGUAUCGAUUCCACCAAGCAGAAGUCGGCUCAAAAAGCUGCUAUGGCUGCGUUGAGUAAUACUGCUGGGCUCCUGCGGUUUGUGAAAUGA
Molecule: messenger RNA, 2148 nt
Organism: Lodderomyces beijingensis
Lineage: Eukaryota; Fungi; Ascomycota; Pichiomycetes; Serinales; Debaryomycetaceae
Source: the annotation of a GenBank genome assembly